CAUAAAAAGAGAUAUAUCACCAUCCUUCUCAGUCUCUCUCUGUGAUGAAUGCUGAUAUCCUUCUCACUCUCUCUCUGUGAUGAAUGCUGAUUUUGCCCCGUAGUUGGUGCUCAUCCUUCUGUUUAACCCUCUUCCAUUGAACAAUACAGACAACCAAACAAGAAAAACAGAAAUUUUCUUCAUUUUUUGUUCUCUCUUUUUGUUUUUCCAUUUUGCACAAUAGUGGAUAAGACCCUUUCGGAAUCCCCUCCAAAAUUCAAGGAACUUGUUCACAAUCCCAAUCCUCCACAGCACCAAAUCACAUCCCAAAUCCUGAAACAGCACAGAGCUUUCACUUUCAGUUGUGAUUUUAGUUAACCUUGGCCCCCAGUUGUGUUGAAACAUAGAAUCAAUCAACUUUGUCUUUGGGGUGGAGAGUCAUGCACUAAUCCCUCCAGGUCCCUGAGAUGGAUCUGUUUAAAGAAUCCAGCUUGUUGCUGUUCUUCAUUGCAUUCUUGGAUGGACUAUUGGUUGAGAGAGUUAGAGGGGAAGCAAGCACAUGAUCCUUUAUUGAUAGAGAGAAUGAAGAAGUCAUCAGAAAGUAGUAGUUGUAGUAGAGAGAGAUGUGUGUGGGUGCCAGGGGCAGUGAUUGUGGGAGCAGGGCCUUCAGGGCUUGCAACAGCAGCAUACCUGAAAGAGAAAGGAGUUCCAAGCCUAAUCCUAGAGAGAUCCAACUGCAUAGCAUCUUUGUGGCAACUAAAGACCUAUGACAGGCUUCACCUUCACUUGCCAAAGCAGUUUUGUGAACUCCCCUUGAUGGGGUUCCCUUGUGACUUCCCAACAUACCCCACAAAGCAACAGUUCAUACACUACUUGGAGACCUAUGCUGAGAGGUUUGCCAUUAGGCCACGCUUCAAUGAGACCGUUAGGCAUGCUGAAUUUGAUGCCACUCUUGGGUUUUGGAAGGUCAGGAGUUUUAACGAGAGGGAGGUGGCAACAGAAUUUCUGUGUAGGUGGCUGAUUGUGGCCACCGGUGAGAAUGCAGAGGCAGUGCUGCCUCAGAUUGAGGGAAUGGGGGACUUUAGUGGGACCGUAAAGCACACGAGUCUUUACAAGAGUGGGGAAGAGUUUCGCGGGAAGACAGUGUUGGUCGUUGGGUGUGGGAAUUCUGGGAUGGAAGUGUGCUUGGAUCUUUGCAACCAUAAUGCUACUCCUUCUCUUGUCGUCAGAGAUACAGUACAUAUCUUACCACGAGAGAUGCUGGGAAAAUCAACUUUUGGGUUGUCCAUGUGGUUGCUGAAGUGGCUUCCAAUUCGGUUUGUGGAUCGGUUUCUUCUCAUAGUGUCAUGGUUCAUGCUUGGUGACACGGCCCGGUUCGGAUUGGACCGGCCAAAAGUGGGUCCCCUUCAACUCAAAAACCUCUCCGGAAAGACACCAGUGCUUGAUGUGGGUACCCUUGCCAAGAUCAAAAGUGGACAUAUAAAGGUGCGACCAGGCAUCAAGCGGUUAAAACGUUAUACAGUUGAAUUUGUUGAUGGAAGGACAGAGAAUUUUGAUGCCAUCAUAUUGGCAACUGGUUACAAAAGUAAUGUGCCCUAUUGGCUCAAGGAAGGGGAUAUGUUCUCUAAGAAAGAUGGGUUCCCUACGAAGCCAUUUCCAAAUGGAUGGAAAGGUGAGAAUGGACUGUAUGCAGUUGGUUUCACCAAACGUGGCCUUCUUGGUACAUCAAUGGAUGCCAAGAGAAUAGCUGAAGACAUCGAAAGAUGUUGGAAAGCAAAGCAUAGCACCACUUUUUCCCUCUCACUUAAUGUGCCACAAUCAAAUUCAUGAUGGGUUUGGGCUUAAUUUCAUGUUUUUGUUUUUUUUGCCAAAUUAUUAGAGGUUAUAGAGAAGAUGAUAUUGAAGUUUGAGUAUUGAGAUGGGGGAAUUUUGUGGUGGCAUCACAUAUUCUAGCUAGUAGAAUCAAGAGUGGUGCUCCUCCAAUCCAUAUGCAGGAAAGUGGACCAAGUAAGAAAGGAAAAUUGGUGGGAACAUUUGUCCCGUUCACAUCUUAAUUUUCAUGGAUUCACUUGUCAACAACAUAUGUGGCAUUCAGAAUCUGCGAUGAGAUGAUAAAUGAAGUUGAAGAGGGCUCUGGAUUUCCUCUAAUGUCAAGAUGAAGAGGGGUGGGUGGGGAUAGUGGAAAUUUUUUCAAACUUGGUCCUCUUUACAUUUUAUA
Molecule: messenger RNA, 2197 nt
Organism: Vigna unguiculata (cowpea)
Lineage: Eukaryota; Viridiplantae; Streptophyta; Magnoliopsida; Fabales; Fabaceae
Gene: YUC6
Product: Flavin-binding monooxygenase family protein
Biological process (GO): auxin biosynthetic process
Molecular function (GO): N,N-dimethylaniline monooxygenase activity; flavin adenine dinucleotide binding; NADP binding
Source: RefSeq, a predicted model, not a curated record